UUAAUGUUUGACCAUGUUUUAAGUAAAUUGCAAACUAUUAGUUUGCUCAAUUAGUGUCUUAUUGAAUAAUGAACAGUAUUGCAAGUAAUGUGGACUCCUGCACCAAUGAAAUCCUAGAUUUGGUUUGAUUUAUCAACAGGUUAUGCAUAAUGCUCCUCAAAGUGGAAUACCAUGGACUUAGAAAGUACCUAAAACUACAGCCUGGAUUUUCAUAUGGAAGUUUCAUUGAAGAAGUCAAGAACAAAUUUGGGAUCCCUCUAUCAAUUGAGUUGCUGUUCCUUGAUGACUCUGAUACUGUGGUGGAUGAAGAAGUAAUCCAUGACAUCCUUGAAGCCAACCCAAACAUAUGUCUGUUGGCCAAAGAUGUUGAAGAAUUUACACCAACAGGUUCUUCUACACCAAACUCUUCAAGAGAUGCUCAGUCGCUUGAUGUAGAAAUGUCAUCUUUGAGCCAGGCACAUCAGUCCAGUGUUGCAGAGGGCGCCCACACUUUUGCCGCAGAUGAUGCUGCAGAAAUGGCCAAAAAGAUAGUCCAGGAGGCUCUGGAGAAGAAUGCUGGCGGAGAAGAUGUAAUGGAGGAGUAUAGAAGAUCCAAGACCUUGACACACAACACAAGAAGACAUCUUGUGAAUAUCCUUGUCAGCCACAUGGUUGAAAAACAUGGCAGAAUCCCAGUUCGAAUGCAAAGAGAAAAAUACGGACUUGGCAUUGUGACCCUGUUUCCAAAUCUCAGGGAUCCUUUCUCCACCAAAGGCUAUGAACACUUCUAUGAUGGUGCAAGUGGAACUGGCUACCUGGCAUGGCGCCUAAAAGCUGUGCAGAGAAAAGUUACAAAAAGGUCGGAGAACAGCCCUCAAGGAGCCUUGCAGGGAGGACCCUGCCUGAAGAGGAGUUUCACAGCAGAGCAACAGGCAGAUGGUGAUGCAGUCAGAGAAGCCAUAUCGUUACUUCUACAUUCCAGUGAUGAUUCAGUGAUCCGCAGCAAGAUGAGGGAGACGUUUCAGCAUCGUCAUCAGCUUGUCCAUAAUCCAGAGAUGACCACUGAAGUCCUAAAAAUGUAUCCAAGAUUUUUGGAUGUGAAGGGAUUGGUACGUGUAUCUGCUAAUAUGUGCACAUAA
This is a messenger RNA of Gadus morhua (Atlantic cod), 1118 nucleotides long. RefSeq lists its product as uncharacterized. The coding region runs from base 150 to 1118 and encodes 322 amino acids. NCBI's taxonomy places the organism in Eukaryota, Metazoa, Chordata, Actinopteri, Gadiformes, Gadidae. The record is from RefSeq and is a predicted model, not a curated record. The transcript is spliced from 6 exons.